AAGCAGAGGAGAUCUUUAUGAACUUAGAAGACUGAAAACAAAAUUCUGGGGCAACUCCAGCUGAAGGUGAUUUAUUUGGUCUGAUUUUGAUGCUGUAUGCUCCCCUCAGAAGGUACCUUCAGUAUUUAUAUUUUAGGCACUCGUGUGCUCUUUGAGUAGUGCUUAUGAUGUAAGUCAUCAAGUAAACUUGCAUUUAUCAAGCAGCCACAUUCUGCUUCUUUUCAGAGAGUUUGUCCCUUUGCAUGUGGCGCAGAUGACCACAUGCCAGAUUCUGAAUUGAGUCAUCCCCAGACAGUGUUUCUACAUAAUCCAAAACUGUCAUGGUAUAUGUGGAGAUGAAUGACUGGGUUUGUUUUCAUUCCAUAAUGAGCCAGUGCCAGGUAGAGCAGGUGUCUGUGCCUGGCCCUGUGUGUAGGAGCGUUGCAUAGUUACGCUGAAUGUCUGUGUGCCUAACAUCUUCAUCUCCUUUCCUGUACGUCGUGCCUGUCAUGUUCCAAAACGUGAGACAGUGGUUGGUUGUGUUCCAGUUUGUGUGCAGUUUCCUUGCCUGAUUUUUAUUUUUAUGUUUUCCCUUUUGCAUUUUCAACAUCUAUUAUUUGGUCCCACAAUGUUUUUGCCGCGGGUUGACCAUUAAAUGUUCCAAAUAGAGUUGAAUUGACCUACACAUUAAUUCUGCCUUUUAUGCUUUUCUAGGUCUGCAGAGAGAGUCCAAUCCCUGUCCUGUAAUAACUGUAGAGCACUUUAAAGAAUCACUGGGCGUUAAAGGCCUUCCUCUGUAUCCAGACCCCUCCAGAGUACCUGGCACAAAGACUCAAAACAACUUAGAAUCUGACUACUUGGCCAGAGAUGGCCCUUCAAGCAACAGCUCAUUCCAUAGCAGUGAAGAGGAAGGGACUGACCUUGAAGGAGACAUGCUGGACUGCAGUGGGUCUCGGCCUCUCCUUAUGGAGUCUGAAGAAGAAGAUGAGAGCUGCAGACCCCCCCAGGGGAAGCUGGGAGGAGCCGUUCCAUUCGCUCCACCAGAAGUCUCUCCUGAGCAAGCAAAGACAGUGCAAGGUGGAAGAAAGAACCAGUUUCAAGCCCUCACGCAGCCAGCCACUGAUGGGCUCAGUGAGCCAGAUGUUUUUGCCAUAGCUCCCUUCAGGAGCUCAAGGGUUCCAAAUGAUGACAUGGACAUUUUCUCCAAAGCCCCAUUUGUCUCCAAGAGCAGUAUGGCUCCUUCCCAGCCAGAGGAGUCAGACGUGUUUUUGAGAGCUCCUUUCACUAAGAAGAAAAGCGUGGAGGAGUUAACAGUUAUCCAGAGCACCUCCCAGGAGCUGCCUGCACAGACCGGUCUCCUCAGUCAGACAGGUGACGUCCCCCUGCCCGCGGGCCGUGAGAGAGCUGUGUAUACCUCUGUCCAAGCUCAGUAUUCCACAGCUGGUUUUGUGCAACAAUCUAACCUCCUCUCCCAUUCUGUGCAAGCAGCAGACCAUCUGGACAGCAUCUCUCCCAGGGGAUCCUGCCUGGAAUCUGGGGGUCAUUCUAAUGACAGAAAUAAAGGACCUCAGCUCCAGAAAGAAGCUAUCUCAGGCCCCAUGGCUGGCAAACCAUUCCGCCCCCAGUCCUUAUCCAAGUAUUCCCGUCACUAUAGCCCAGAAGAUGAGCCAAGUACAGAAGCCCAGCCCAUUGCUGCCUACAAAAUUGUUUCACAAACCAACAAGCAGUCGAUAGCUGGGUCUGUUUCUAUCACAUCCCUUUCCUCCAGGACUACGGAGCUGCCAGCUGCUGAUCCAUUUGCUUUAGCACCCUUCCCUUCAAAAUCAGGCAAGAAACCCUAGGAGCAAAACCUGAGCCUCAAGCCUCUUGUCUCUAUCCCACCCUCAAUACCCGCCACGGCAUUCCCAGCUGAGCCUUCCGAAGAAGAAAUAUUAUCAGUUCUUAUCUUUCAAUUCCCUGCGUCAGAGCAGAAUUUCUUGAGUCAACAAACUCAGUUGCAGUGAUACUUAGUCGAAGCCCCUUUAAGUUAUGUUCGUUUUUUGUUUGUUUGUUUAUAUUGAUUUCUGGACUUGGAGGCAUUUUCAUCUCCUUCACAGAGGUCAUCCACUUCCAGCAAGAACUCUGCUUCCUCCCCCCUCCCCCACAGAAACUGUUUAAAUCCUGAAAUACUUCUUCACCCCAAUCCCAAAGGGGCCCUAUUGUUGCUAGUUUUAAUUCCUGUAGCUCCUUUUCUAAGUCAUGCCCAUCGAAGAAUCAAGAUUAGUCCCUCCAGUAAAUCAAGAUUUAGUACUCUUGAAAAGGGGAGAUGUCUGGAAAGAAGAGCAAGAUAAAAAUCAUUAUACAUCAACAAGAAGUGUAAUCCUGCAGUUACUAAUCAUUCCUGUAGAAGCAGCAGCUCUAGGAGUCUCCGGAUCUGUUUCUCAGUCUGUGUGCAAGCCAGGCUGGCCCUCGUGCAUGACUCUCUGUGGGUGUGGAAUGUACGUCAGAGCCUAUGUAGAGAUACAGGCAGAUGGGCUAACUCCUCAUGUCUAGUCUGCUGGCAGGGCUUUCCCCACAUCCAUGCUUUUGAAAUUAGUGUGAGUAUACAGGUUUGUGUGUGCAUGUAUACGUGUGUGUGCACAGGAAGCAUUUCCACUUGAGGUAAAUCCUGCCCCAUCAUGCCUACCUCCACAAUCAAAUCACUCGUUUUUUGGUGUUUGCUUACCUAACUGACUUGAACCCCAUCUUUUUUAUUUCGUUUUUUUCUCAUGGCAAAAUAGAAUACAUUGGAAGGUGUAGGGAAAUCCUGCUGGAACUGAUGUUUCAGAGUAAAUUUUUUUUCUCUCCAGAAUUUCCUGUUUUGCUAUUAACAAAUUAUAUUUACCUGAUUAUGAAAAAUUAAUUUUCCUUAUACAUUUUCCCCUUAACAACACUAGAAAAGAACACCUUGUUACAGUUCCGGACUCUGAGUAUGUGGGCUAAAUGCCAGCAUCAGGGAAUUCGUUCAUCAUGAGACUAGGCUACAAACUAGGCUUGCUUGUUUUGGGGUUUUGUUUUUGUUGUUGUUGUUGUUGUUGCCAAAUCUCUACUGCCCUUUGAGGAAAUGUAAAUCUGAGACAUGGAAAUAAGUGGGAGAAUGGAAAAAGAGCUGAAUCAGGUAGGCAUGAAAACUUUUACAUUACCCUCUUUUACAUUAUCCUCUUUAGAUGUUGAAAUAGGCCAGACAGGUUAACUGAUGUUUUUUAAAAUUGUCUUUUAUUUCUGGAAAGAUCUGACUUAUUCCUAGCUUUUUUCAUACCCUUUAUUAUUAGUGCCUUAAAAUAAAGCUGGCCAGGUGCAGUGCCACACACCUGUAAUAGCAGCAUUUUGGAAGGCUGAGGCGGGAGGAUCAGUUGAGCCCAGGAAGUUCAAGACCAACUCUGGCAACACAGCGAGACCCUGUCCCUUCAAAAAA
Nomascus leucogenys (northern white-cheeked gibbon) is the source of this 3412-nucleotide messenger RNA. RefSeq lists its product as uncharacterized. The coding region runs from base 912 to 1820 and encodes 302 amino acids. The record is from RefSeq and is a predicted model, not a curated record. The transcript has a single exon. NCBI's taxonomy places the organism in Eukaryota, Metazoa, Chordata, Mammalia, Primates, Hylobatidae.